Gadus chalcogrammus (walleye pollock) is the source of this 1240-nucleotide messenger RNA. RefSeq names its product translational activator of cytochrome c oxidase 1-like. The record is from RefSeq and is a predicted model, not a curated record. NCBI's taxonomy places the organism in Eukaryota, Metazoa, Chordata, Actinopteri, Gadiformes, Gadidae. Gene Ontology annotation, cellular component: mitochondrion. The coding region runs from base 108 to 1235 and encodes 375 amino acids. The transcript is spliced from 6 exons.
CACAAAGAAGAUUCAUUUCGAAGUGUUUCUUCCCUCAAGGACGGCUGGAUGUUUGUUUUUUUAUUGACUAUAGAUUAUAAGUCCAUGAUGUCCCCAUACUAAGGGGCAUGGCAGGAGGAAUCGUGCUGAGAGGGAUAGCCCACGCAGCUCCAAGAAACCUUUCCUUCACCUGCUCAUCGACCGAACUGAGGCGGAUACUUCUUUCUGGUCCUGUGGACCAGCUGGCCAGAUCCCCAACUACAAGUGUAUCAGCUAGUGUACCAGCUACUAGUGUACCAGCUACAAGUGUACCAGCUAGUGUACCAGCUACAAGUGUACCAGCUAGUGUACCAGCUAGUGUCCUAGCUAGAAGGACACCGGCUACAAGUAUACCAGCUGCUAGUGUCCUAGUUAGAUGUGUACUAGCAAGAAGUGUACUAGCAAGAAGUGUACCACUAACAAGUGUCCUAGCUAGUGCCCUAGCUAGGAGUGUACCAGUUAGAAGGCUCCACUUGGACACCUCACAUUGUGCGGGACAUAACAAGUGGUCCAAGGUGAAACACAUCAAAGGACCGAGGGAUGAAGCCCGUGGCAAAAUGUUUAUGAAGUAUGGCAUGAUGAUCAGAAUAGCAGUGAAAGAGGGGGGGCCCAACCCGGACUUUAACGCCACUUUAGCCCAAAUAUUGGAGCAGUGUCGGGGUCACAACAUGCCCAAGGCCUCCAUCGACGCCGCCAUCAAGAACGCGGAGAAGGCUAAGACCGGCACCCAGCACACGUACGAAGCCCGGGGACCGGGGGGCUUUGCGUUGCUCAUCGAGGUCCUGACCGACAACAACACUCGCACCAACCAGGAAAUCAAACACCUGCUGAAAACAAACGGGGGGGUGCUGUCGGACGGGGCCCGUCACACUUUUGACAGGAAAGGAGUGGUCGUGGCCGAGGCCGGAAGCGUCUCCCUCGAAGAGGCCCUGGAGCUGGCCAUCGAAGCGGGGGCAGAAGAUGUCCGGGAGAUGGAGGAAGAGGAGGAGAGGCCGAUGCUGCAGUUCAUCUGCAGCCAGGCAGAGUUGAGUUCUGUGAGGGCUUGGCUGGAGAGCCGAGGAGGAAUCCACAUUGUGUCUUCGGGACUGGAGUUCGUGUCCCACACACCGUUGCUGCUGGAGCGCAGUCAGCUGGAGGCGGCCUCCGUUCUGCUGGAGGCCCUGAACGACUGCCCUGACGUGCUGCGGGUGUGGGACAACAUCCAGGCUGAACAUUGAACACU